AUGGUGUCGGUCGCUUUACGGAAGCCUGUUCCCAUUAGGGAGCCGGCAGCCAUGUCGGCCACGGUCGCCCCAACCGAAAGGUUAGACCUCUACGAGGACCCUUAUACUGUACUGGAACAACUACAAGAGUCGUGGAGGGAAAGACAAGAAAAGAGCUUUCAGAGCAAAGAUGAGGUGUCUGACGUGGAUAUCGGCACAGUUGACUGGCGUUCAUACGCACCACCAGCAGGAAUAAGUGAUACACAAGGAGUAGACUCAGAACUCUUACAGGAAAUCAUUACAAGCUCGAUCGAGCAGCUCCAAACCCGAUAUGAACGCGAAAAGAGAGAAGAGGCCGAGGCUGCAGAAGCACAGCGAACAGCAGAGCACGCCGCAUCUGAAGAGGCAGCGAAAUCGAAAGAGCCAUAUCUGCCUAUUAUUAUCGUCAAUGAAUCGGAGACAAAGAGGAUACCUAUUGUGCCUGAUUGUGACCCUCGUCCCCGAGAUUCGAUUCAUGAUGGCGACAUAUACGAGGACGAUUCUAUUGGGCCAUGGGAUUCCAUCAGUGUUGUAUCAGCGACGCCAGCUAAACGCCGACAUGUCUUCCAACGGCUAUUCCGAAAGCACCAUCACAAUCAAAAACUACCAGUACAAGCCGAAAGCAGCAAAGCUGGCGCCGCUAGAGAGGCACGCGAGGCCCAGGAUGCGCAAAGGCAGCUCCUAAACGACCGCCUUCGAAAAGUCAACAUCAACCUGGCCAAUCCCCAAGUUCAGCAGGCGAUUGCAGACCUUCAUAGAAAUACGUCAUUCCGGAUUCCAGAGAAACCACAGCUUGUGGAAUGUGUAUCCUGUCUGGAUGAUUUCGAAGUAAAAGAAACGAUUCGGGUCCCUUGCCACAACUACUGCAAAGAAUGUUUCGAUCGACUUAUAUCAGCGGCUUGUGAAAACGAGCAGCAGUGGCCGCCAAAGUGCUGUCUCAACGAGAUCCCGUUCCGACAAGUUUUACAGAACAUCCCUGAAGAGCUGAAAACCAAGUUUCGACAGCGUGAAUCCGAGUGGACUACUCCAGUUAGUGAGCGAGUAUAUUGUUCACGUCCUGAUUGCGGUCUGUGGAUUACGCCAGAUCAAAUUGACGGAGCACGACGCAUUGGCCGCUGCACUAACAAGCACACAACCUGUACAAUUUGCCGAGGCGUACCACACGGGUCGAACCCUUGUCCAGGGGACCAAGAUUUGAAUCUUACAAACGGACUUGCGGAGGAAGAGGGCUGGAAACGCUGUGCUCGGUGCAAGAUUCUAGUCGAACACCGUGAGGCCUGCCAGCACAUGACCUGUCUUUGUGGAUAUCAAUUUUGCUACGUAUGUACCAGGCAGUGGCGCACAUGUUCUUGUACAGUCCAGGAGCUCAACGAGCUCAAAGCCGGAGUCGAGAGACGUCGAGAAAUCCGUCGCCAACGGGAAGCAAAAGAAGCUCAGGAACUUCGUGAAGUACUAGAAGCGAUUGCAGCAUUUGAGCGAGAGGAAGAGCGGCGAGCUGAGGAAGAACGCUUGGAGCAACAAAGGCUAGAAGAGCAGCGAUGGGAACGACUUCUCGUUGAGCGUAUCAAGAAGGAGACGAUACGUCGCCGAGAAGUAGAACUCAAAUUCCAAACGCUCCGCAUCGAUAUGAGCUGCAUACAUCAGAGGCAAAAGGCAUUGGUGGCAACCGAACAAGACGAUCUGGCUGCCACAACUGUAUCUGAAGGACUUGCAAGCUUGCGAGAGAUGGAAGCCCAACAUAGUGUCGAGCGUGCCGAAAUCAAUCAGACAGUGACAGAUCGCGUCGCAAAGAAAGCUACUGAAUUGGACAAGGAGUACGGAUGUCGUUUAGCGGAAGAACGCAAAUCUGAAGAAGCAUACGAGCAAUCACUGGUAGAAUACUGGAAAGAUCACGAUGAGGAACAUUGUGACGAGCACGUUUCAGACGCUCUUCUACUCUACCGACAGCAGCUUGAUGAGUUCCACCAAGAGUGGCAGGACUGGCGUGUAUCCGAAUUGGCAGCGUAUCGCGCAAAACUGGACGACAAGAACGCAAUCCGAGAAGAGCUUAUGUACAGUGCAUUGCAUAGGCUGCGAGGUCGAAAUCGAGACAAAGACGCCGAACUGGCUCAAAGACUCGCUGCAGAAAAGAAAUGGAUCCAAGAGAUUAUAAUAGAGCGGGUGCGUUUGCUAGACGCAGCUGAAGUUGCUGAGAUGGAAGGGGACGCCGACAGCUUGUUCACACCAGAGAACAUAGAGCGGGCCGAAACAGCACAAGUAAUGGAGGCUGCUGCCGCGGCAGACGCAUCGCAGGCAACAGAAACAGUCGAGAUUACUGACAUUACUGACAAUCCUUGGGAACAAGCUGUUAGUGAUGGUGAAUCCUACGGAACUGCACCAGUCUCGUGA
Molecule: messenger RNA, 2406 nt
Organism: [Torrubiella] hemipterigena
Lineage: Eukaryota; Fungi; Ascomycota; Sordariomycetes; Hypocreales; Clavicipitaceae
Source: the annotation of a GenBank genome assembly